UCUGAUGGUAUACAGUGUUGUAAACAUAUUCAUAAAUUAAUAAUUUGCUCUAUUUACGUGGCUUGAUACGCAUUCAGAUAAAGACCAUGCCAUCUAGUUUAGCUGGAUGCUUAGGUGAUAGGUAAAAUGAUUAUUAAUUGGCAUUUGUAUGAAGCUGCCAAUGUUAAGACAAAUUUUGUCAUAAGUAGUGUGUGUAUAGCUAGUAUACCACAGGCUUUAGAAUAUAUAUGUGUGUUGCUCUUCUCGUGUUGACUCACUGCCCUUAACAGAAUCCUCGGCAGACAAGGCCUUUCCGAAGGCUUUCUGCCCAGUUCGGGUGGUGCCAGCAAUGGGAAGAUGCUUUGGAUUAGGGAAGAAUGGGAUUAUAGAGGCAUUUAUUACAUUAGAGUGACCUCCAGGUGAUGGUUAAAAAGUUGACGAAGCAUGAAAAGAAAAUACCAUCAUCAUGUUUUAAUGUAGGAAUACAUAAAUCUACAUUUCCUUACCAAUCCUUUGAUAGAAAACCAAGGUCUGAUUGGAGUUCUAAGUGAUCCAUUUUGUGUAAUCUCAGAAUGCAUCGCCUAGGAUUUCCAUUUUUAGUUUCUUUUAAAGAGCUUUUAAAGAAUUUAAAAACAAUUUCAAAGCAUUGUGGAUACAGAAUUCUAGAUUUUUAAAAAUUAUUUCCCAUUUGUCCUGACUGUUGCCUCAGCUGCAUUAGUUUGACAGUAAAGUUUUUAGCAAUUUAACUUUUUGUCACUGUUCCUCCAAACAUUCAACUGAUUUUCCUAGAAACAAUUGCUCCUUUGUCACAGUCUUGUGUGAAAGGCAAUAAUAGUUCAGUUGCAUGGCUACGGCCAUAAGUACCACUACAUAAACGGGUUUCGGAACCAUCUUGGUAUGUAUACGAGGGGGUAGCCUGCUAAAUGCAAGAGUUCAGGAUGCCACGCCUUUCACCCAGAGCCCAGACAGCGCCCAUAGAUUAGGAAAGUUGACAUAGAGGGUACAGGCUACGUGACACUCUGCUGUUAAUGAGUCACACUGUUGAAAUUGGUGGCUGGUUACCUGGGACUGCUUGGCUUGGACUGUGGUUCCCGUGGCUCAGAGGAGAAUUGACGGGAGAUGAUGAAUUCAGUGUUUGUUCCUUAGUCUGGUACCUUGACCAGCUGCGUCCGGUAGGGCCAUUAUCAUGAUGUGAGUGAUGAGAAGAGCUUUUGUGACAUUUUCAGUGAAGAUGGAUUUUAGACAGUGACCUAAAAAACAACGAAAUGUAGUUUACUAAAGUAAUGUGGUGUCAUUUUUUUUCUAUUUUGCAGAGGAGAAUGGUAUAGCUCUUGAAACUUAGAGAUUUUACAAGUGUGGGGAACUUGAGAGUUUACAGUUUCUGCAGUAGCCUUUCCUUCCAUCCUGGAAGUAGGGGUAGACUUAAUCCUAUGAAAAAAACCUCCUCUGCCAGUGGUGAUGGACAUGGCUCGGGUUAUGUAUGAUUUUGCUGCUGAACCUGGAAAUAACGAACUGACGGUUAAUGAAGGAGAAAUCAUCACAAUUACAAAUCCGGAUGUUGGUGGAGGAUGGCUAGAAGGAAGAAACAGCAAAGGAGAACGAGGGCUUGUUCCCACAGACUAUGUCGAAAUUUUGCCCAAUGAUGGAAAAGACCCAUUUUCUUGUGGAAAUUCAGUGGCCGACCAAGCCUUCCUCGAUUCUCUCUCAGCGAGUGCCGCUCAGGCCAAUUCAUCAGCUGCCAACAGUAGUAACCAGGUGGAUAUUUUGGCUCAGAUUGGUUGUAUUGAAAGUCUCAGCCAGUCACCACCUUCUUCAUCUUCUCCUUCUCCUACCAUAAAUAAGGUCAGCAGUGGCAAUGACCCCUGGUCAGCCUGGAGUUCUUCCAAAUCUGGAAACUGGGACAGCACGGAUGGCUGGGGAGCCAAGCCAGAGGGGGCCGCGGCCCAAAGAAACACCUCCAAUAACUGGGACACUGCCUUUGGUCACCCCCAGGCCUACCAAGGACCAGCAACCGCGGGUGAUGACGAUGACUGGGACGAAGACUGGGACGACCCCAAGGCGGCCACCCCCUACUUCAAGGAUUCAGAGUCAGCAGAGGCAGGGGCUGCUCAGCGAGGCAACAGCCGGGCUGGUUCCUCCUCCAUGAAGCUGCCACUUAACAAAUUUCCCGGAUUUGCAAAACCUGGUAUGGAACAGUAUUUGUUGGCCAAGCAACUAGCAAAACCCAAAGAGAAAAUUCCUAUCAUUGUUGGAGAUUAUGGCCCAAUGUGGGUUUAUCCUGCCUCUACGUUUGACUGUGUGGUAGCAGAUCCCAGGAAAGGCUCCAAAAUGUAUGGUCUGAAGAGCUACAUUGAAUAUCAGCUAACACCUACUAACACUAAUCGAUCUGUAAACCACAGGUAUAAGCACUUUGACUGGUUAUAUGAGCGUCUCCUGGUUAAGUUUGGGUCAGCCAUUCCAAUCCCCUCUCUUCCGGAUAAACAAGUCACAGGUCGCUUUGAAGAAGAAUUUAUCAAGAUGCGCAUGGAGAGACUUCAGGCAUGGGUGACCAGGAUGUGUCGUCACCCAGUCAUCUCAGAAAGUGAGGUUUUCCAGCAGUUUCUAAAUUUCCGAGAUGAGAAGGAAUGGAAAACUGGGAAGAGGAAGGCUGAGAAAGACGAGCUGGUAGGAGUUAUGAUCUUUUCCACCAUGGAACCAGAGGCCCCUGACUUGGACUUACUAGAAAUAGAACAGAAGUGUGAUGCUGUCGGUAAAUUCACCAAAGCCAUGGAUGAUGGUGUGAAGGAGCUACUGACCGUGGGCCAGGAGCACUGGAAACGGUGCACAGGACCAUUACCCAAGGAGUAUCAGAAGAUAGGAAAGGCUCUGCAGAGCUUAGCAACAGUGUUUAGUUCCAGCGGUUAUCAAGGCGAAACGGAUCUCAAUGCUGCGAUAACAGAAGCAGGAAAGACUUACGAAGAAAUUGCCGGUCUUGUGGCAGAACAGCCAAAGAAGGAUCUCCAUUUCCUCAUGGAAUGCAAUCAUGAAUAUAAAGGUUUCCUUGGCUGCUUCCCUGAUAUUAUUGGCGCCCAUAAGGCAGCGAUAGAAAAAGUGAAAGAAAGUGACAAACUGGUGGCCACUAGUAAGAUCACCCCACAGGACAAACAGAACAUGGUGAAGCGAGUUGGUACCAUGUCUUACGCGUUGCAAGAUUGCAGAGAAGCUGAGGCAGGCCCUCGGCCGCUUCCCAGUGAUGUAGGACAGAACGGCACACGAAGCGAACUCCCAAGCGCUUCUUUCCGACCUGGGGCAACGCAAUGUGAUGUUUCUCCCCUGUCAUCAAAAUCAAAAAGGAAGGAAAGAAAACCAAAAAGAAAUAGAGUUGCAAAAAACUGCAUCUACUUUAUUAACCAACUGAAACGCACCGGUUACUUAGGGAUAGUCUUGUUUUGUUCAUUUCCACAUCCGUUAUUAAAACGAUGGAAAUCGUCUCUAUUUUUGGAAAGUACUUAAAGUUAUCAGAAUUUUGAACAGAAGAUUAGGGGUUUCCCCCACCGAUAUUUUACAUAAAACUGUAAUUUUUACGUCGCCCACCAUCUUCUGGUUCUUACCCAAUGUCAGGUAAUUACUAAUUGCUUUCUUAAAAAUAUGAAGUAUGCCAGAAUAAAAUAUAUAUAUGUUCGUAUAUUUUUAUAACUCUUUUCAGUCCUUUGGGAUUCCUGUCUACUUAGGAAAACCUACAUGCCUUUCACUGACAUAUUUAUGACUCGGGCGCUCAUGUCUUCGGGAGAGAGGAAGCAAAGAGGGGCUCCUGGGGCGGCCGGCCCCCUUGCGUACAGCUCGGUGGUGGCCCGUGGUCCCAUCAGAGCACUGGGCAGAAACUGAGGAUCAGAUCGACGUGCACCCACUUCCCUCAGGACCAUUUCGAGUGUCCCCUCCUUGGGGAGGGCUCGCUCUCCUGGUGCUCCCUUCCUCAGCUUGGUUAGGGCAUGGUUCUUGCCAGAAAGACUAUGUUGAGAAAGUUGGGGAUGUUUCUAAAAUCAUCUGACCCGGCUCCUCUGCUCCCAGUGGUGGAGCCGCCCUGCGGACUCCUGUGCUCGGGAACGAGUGCUCGGGCGGGGGGUGGGGUUGGGGACACACCGUCUCCCCCAGAGCUUUCACCUCGAAUCUGAGCCGACAGUGGCUCAGUCCGGCCGCAUGAGAGACGUGUGAGAGCGUGGUUUGCCACUUGAUUUGGAUGGCAGACUAGCGGGCCGAGGGUAUUCUCUGGAAAAAAUGAAAACACAGCUUAGUAGACCUCUCCAUCCGCACCACAUCGAAAAGUCUGGGGACCCAUAAGGGUGACAACCUGAAUAAUACACAGUAACCCCCGGAGCUUUUAUGUUUAAGGAGUACAGAGUGAAAGUCUCCCUGACUGCAUCCCUAAACCUCAGACAGAAUUUUUCUGAUCACUAGGACUCCAGUUAAUGGCAUAAAGCAAAACGUAAUCUUUCUGGACUGUCAGCUUUAAAUCUGAACUCUCACAGACACUAUCUUCCUCCUGCAGACGAGCAUGUCUGUCCUCCCCAGUUGCCUUGCUGCGUUAUCUCCACUGCUUUCGUUCUCCUGACCUGAUGAUUCUAGCAUAGAAAAUGAAAGUUUUGGGCCAGCACAAAUGAAAUGAAACCAAAAAAUAAGUAGAAGAGGAAAUCAAAUGAACAUGAAUAUGAGAAUUUCUUGUUCCUUAAUAUCACGGGUUUUGUUAAUGUUUUAUAAGUAAUUUUCCCUAUUGGAUUUUUCUUUUAUAAAAUCUCAUAGAACAACGUUUAUGAUACAGCCAUUUAAUAUAUGUACAAAUUGUAAAGAAUAUGUAUAAAUGUUUUACACAAAUGCAAGAGCAUGUAGAAGCCAACAUAUAAAUAAAUUGUUGAAAACUGUACAGUAAAUUCUGAAAGCACAUUUUCAAAACA
This is a messenger RNA of Acinonyx jubatus (cheetah), 4907 nucleotides long. RefSeq names its product sorting nexin 9 (gene SNX9). The transcript is spliced from 18 exons. Gene Ontology annotation, biological process: cleavage furrow formation; mitotic cell cycle; endocytosis. Bases 1438 to 3471 code for a protein of 677 amino acids. Gene Ontology annotation, cellular component: plasma membrane; cytoplasmic vesicle. The record is from RefSeq and is a predicted model, not a curated record. NCBI's taxonomy places the organism in Eukaryota, Metazoa, Chordata, Mammalia, Carnivora, Felidae. Gene Ontology annotation, molecular function: protein binding; phosphatidylinositol binding.